GCGCAAUCACACAUCAUCAACGUUGGUCCUCCCACCCACUUCCCACUUUAGCCCUAUCAAAAACUGGCCAGACCAUACUAUUUCCAAUCGCCCUUCCCAGUCGUCCUGAUACGACUGAGCUCAUCACUCUGUCCUACUGAUCUCCCGUCUGUCAGAUAAACCGAACCAUGGCGGCGAUAUCGACGGCACAGGCGAAAGCUCUCGCUUUCCCGCUCGUCGACACCUCCAGAACCGCCGCAUCCGCCGCGCGGCCUGUGGUGUGCCUAACUGCGGGCGGUUCCCGGCGCAGACCAGCCAACCUUAGCUCACGAAAGUCAACACCCGCUCUCCUCGGCGGAUCUAAAACCCCUAUCUCGGCGCACAGAUCUGCCUCGUCCUCGGACUCUUUUCGACCACAAGCAGCUACUGGUGGCAUCGACGGAUCGAACAAUGGCGGCAGCAGCGGCGGCGGGGGCGGCGGUGGCGGCGGCGGCGGUGGCGGCAGUGGGGACAGCAGCAGCAGCAGCGGAAGCGGUGGAGGGUUUAACCCGUUUGCGGCUUUUCUCAAAGGAUGGAACGAUCGCGUCGCCGCCGAUCCGGGGUUCGCGUUUAAAGUCGGCGCGGAGAUGAUCAUCGGCGUGACGGCGUGCGUGCUGGGCGACAUGGCGGCGCGUCCUAACUUCGGCAUGAACGAGCUCGACUUCGUCUUCUCCACACUCGUUGUCGGAUCCAUCCUUAACUUCACGCUCAUGUUCCUCCUCGCCCCCACCUCCGCCGCCGGCGCCGCCGCCACCCUGCCCGGGAUCUUCGCGUCCAGCCCGACAGGUCACAUGUUCGAGGCCGGAAAGUACUCCCUGGUCCAGCGCGCCGGCACCUUCGCGUACAAGGGGAUCCAGUUCGGUGCGGUAGGGUUCGUGGCGGGGCUCUUCGGUACGGCGAUCUCCAACGGUCUGCUCGCGAUCCGCAAGAAGCUCGAUCCGAGCUUCGUGGUGAUGAACGAAGCGCCUCCGACGGUUCUUAACGCUGCCACGUGGGCGCUGCACCUGGGUCUUAGCAGCAACUUGCGGUAUCAGAGCCUGAACGGGCUCGAGAUGGCGCUCGGCGCGCGGCUGCCGCCCGGCGCGUUCAAGGCGGUCGUUUUCGCGCUCCGAGGAAUCAACAACGUGAUCGGCGGCACGUCCUUUGUCGCGCUGGCGAAGCUGACCGGAUCGCAGAAAUCGGGCACCGCCGCCGCCGCCGCCGCGGCCGGGGACGCUGACGCGGAGAAGAAGGCCGUGUAGACGGGCCCAGCGCGGUGAGGUCGAUCGGCGUUGCUGCGUCUUCCGGGUGACGGGUAUGGGGCAUGUAGAUCUACCGAGUGUGAGGAGAGAGCAGGGCGAGAUAUGGGGAGGGAGAGAUAAAAUGUGAGGUUGGAGGCUUGCAGAUUAACCGUUUUUUAGCACGAGGUGUGAGGAGGAAGCGGUUGGAGGGGAGGAAAGCGGAACGAUUGGUGUAGAUUGUGGAACACGGGUUUCUGCCUUCUAGGAUCAUAAGGGCGUAGAUCGUGGUUUUUGUCUGGGGCUUUAGGGGGGUUUAGGAGUGCGUAAGCGCGCGGCAAGCGAACGCCCUCGUUUCCUUGUAGCCCUUAAUUGCACUUUGGAAGCAUUGGCUUUUACGUGUGGCUUUUACGAAGCGAA
Molecule: messenger RNA, 1655 nt
Organism: Closterium sp. NIES-67
Lineage: Eukaryota; Viridiplantae; Streptophyta; Zygnematophyceae; Desmidiales; Closteriaceae
Source: the annotation of a GenBank genome assembly